AUGCCUUUUUUUGAUAAAUUAAAUACAGCAGGAAAUUAUACAUUAUCACUUUUACCAAAAUCAAUUUUAUACGAAGCACAAACAAUUCCAGGUGUCACUCGUUACAAUAUGAGUAUCAAUCAUCAAUUAUUUGAUCGUAAUCAAUAUAAUCUUUUAUUACAUCGCUUAUUGUAUUUUGCUAAACAUCGAUUAACAACUGUUAAAAUUGUUGAAUAUAUUUUAAAAACCAUCAAAUAUCCAAUAAAAUCUUCAAAAAAGCAUUCUGUUCUUUAUAUAUCUCAUGAGGAAUGUGAUUAUAUGAAAGAGUUUAUGUUACAUGGUUUUACGCGUAUAUUUGAAGAAAAUCUGUAUGUUUUUAAGCCACCAAAAUAUAUGUAUGAAUAUCCAACAUCAAAUAUGUGGAAUCAAGCAGAAACGAAAAAUUAUUUCAAACAGCCUUUAGCUGGAUUUGGUUAUGGUUAUAAAUUGUCUCUUAAAAAUUAUGUUCGACUAUAUGAACGAGAUAAAAAAAAUCUCCACGAUGAAACUAUCAUAGAAAAAAAUAUUAAAGCUAAAAAUUAUUCUCUUAUCGUUUUUGGAUCGAUAAUUCGUAAUAACAAAUUCUUUUCAUUAACUAUAAAACAUUAUGAACGAUCCAGAAUCGUUCUCAUUGAUGGUGAAGAUGAUUUAAAACACAAAGAUCGAUCUGAAUAUGCAAAAUGGGGGACCUACUUUCGUCGAGAAAUACCAGACAAUUGUGAUACAUUUAUACAUCCUUCUGAGGAUGUCGAACGAUUUUUAAAAAGUAUUAAAAAUAUUACAAAAGCCAAUGAUGAAUCAGAAAAUCAAGAAAUUCUUGAAAUCGCACGUGGUAAAUUAAUUUCAUCAGCAGAAUUAUGUAAAUUAAAACAACAUAUUCAACUACAUGACGAACUAGUAACAUCUUAUAUUGAUGAUGUUAUAAAUCUAUGUCGUGAAAUUGAUCCAAAUAUAUCCGACUCAAUUAUUAUUCAACAUUUAAUGAAUAGAGUUAAUCUUGAUUUCAAAAAAGAAAUUUCUCGACAUAAUUCCUGUAUGAACGUAUCAAAUGAGUUUUUAAAAUGUGCUAAAAUCGAACAAGACUUAUAUGAUACUUUUGAAAAAUCUAAUCAACCGUCAACAAGCUAA
Molecule: messenger RNA, 1146 nt
Organism: Rotaria sordida
Lineage: Eukaryota; Metazoa; Rotifera; Eurotatoria; Philodinida; Philodinidae
Source: the annotation of a GenBank genome assembly